Messenger RNA from Cydia pomonella (codling moth), 2376 nucleotides. RefSeq lists its product as uncharacterized. The record is from RefSeq and is a predicted model, not a curated record. Bases 662 to 1975 code for a protein of 437 amino acids. The transcript is spliced from 2 exons. Lineage: Eukaryota; Metazoa; Arthropoda; Insecta; Lepidoptera; Tortricidae.
UGUUGAUGCGAAUACAAAAACCACUAUAAAUAUGCCUAUGACUUUUAAUGAGGUCCCUCGAUUUCUUAUAGAACAUAAAAAAAAACACUUAGAACCAAAUUGAGAGCCUCCUUCUUUCGGAAUUAUAAAUUCGGUAAAAAAAAUCAUGCAGCCGAUUUGAGAACUUCCUCUUUUUGGAAUUUUGGGGUAAAAUAGCAGCCUCGCGAACUUACUUGACAUUUUAGUUAGCCAAUAAUGCCACAAAUUGACCUACGUUUUCUAUUUACUUGCUAUAUGCUAUAAAUGUUGCUACAUAUAAUUCUAUAUGCUACAAAUGUUGUGCGCCAUACAUUUCUCAAGGUUUGAUUUAAAAUCUUUCAUGUAUUUUGUGACAUUAAAUUGAUGUUGAUGCAAUUAUUAUACAGAAAUCGAAAUGUGGUAUGUUAGUAUGUGCAUUGUAUAUGUGAUGGUGUUGGUGUGUGGUUCAAAGUUGUAAAUUAUUUCAUGAUAAAAUCACAAUUUAACUAAAUGUUGAUAAAAUUUAACAAUCUGUGUAAAUAAUUAAACACGCAAUUUUAUGGUCGUUAAUAAUUUCAUUAGUAAUAAAUAUUGUACCGUAUACUUAAAAUAUCUCAUAGUAAUUAAAUAUUCGUAUUUGAAAAGAGACUAAAUAGUUAAUAGAAUGUGCCUUCUAUUUAUUAUUUUAUCUGUCUCAUACGCGGCAGAACUGUUUGCAUCUAAAAAUGUCAAAUUGGACGCAGACAUACAUAUGGAUCCCACAUUCAUUGAAUUCAUAAAACAAGGGCUUGAUGAAGAAUUGGAGUUAGGAUAUUUUAGAAGUCAAUCGGACGGCGAUGGUCCUAUAAUGGAGGUAAUCAAGGACAAUGCUUUACAUGAGAUUUUAACGGAAAACUUGCCUGAAAUAACAUCUGGGGGUAAUUCAAUAUUAGCGCAAAUACACAAAUUCGAAGAACGAUCACAGCAGAAAGGAAUCGAUUGUAUCCAAGCUGUUGCUGACCAUGUGCAAAAUAAACUUAACUUAUUACAAGCUGAUUUGAUUCCUGUAGUAAAAAAGAUUAAAUCCGAUUAUAUUACCAUGUUAAAGAAAUACUUUUCUGACCUUGACAGGGAAAAACCUAUUUUCGAAGUAGAUAAAGAAUAUAUAAUUUUAGACAUGGUCAAUGUUGUUUGUAUGAUUAGAACCAAAAUUGAGAAAAUACUAUUAAAGAGAAUUCUUGCUUUGGCUGGAGAUACAGAAGAUGAUGAAAUAGAAAUACUGACUGAUACGCUUCGCAUAUUUAAUGACAAUGAUAAACGACAGGAAAUCAACUUCAUGUGUUCGAAUUAUAAAAUUUGCAGGCCAAAUCCUGCAUUUUCAGACUACCUGUUCAGAUUUUUAGACGAAGUUUUGAAACUAGACGACAGUAAAUUUCAACAUUGUCUUAAUAGAAUUUCACAAUUAUUACUUACUAAGAUAUCAUUCUUUAAAACGGUGUUAAGGGAUAAACUUAUUACUUUUUUGGAAACAAAAUUGAACAAUAUAGCAUCAGUAAAUGUAAAUGAAAUGAGAGAAGUCGUCUCAUUUUUACAUUCAAUUGUAAUUCGACGGUAUAAAAUUAAUCGUACAAAUGACAAAAAAAUACUCGACAAGGCUAAAUCUGCAUAUAUAAUUCUAGACAUCGUGGAUACUGCAUUUGGAAUAGAUGGCGAUGAUAUAUAUGGCAGUCACAUGGAGAAAUGGAUUUCAUUAGUCAGAGAAUUAUCAACCAAUAUGAGAAAUGAUAUAGAGACAACAUUAUACGAUUUGAUACAAUAUGUUGUUGAAGCUAUGGCUUAUAAUUUUACAAAACGUGCUAAAGAAGAAAUAAUGGCAUUGGCAGAUAUACUUUUCUAUGGGAAAGUUGGAAAACAAGAAGGGACGGAAUAUUUGUUUACUGAAGGCUCAAAGUUUGUCAAAGGAUUGCUUCAUCGUUCAGAGCCAAAAAAACUUUGGUAAAACUAACUUAUAUGUGUGAUUGCUCUUUCUCUCUCUUCUUUAAAUACUUCAAAUAUGUUUCAUGUAUUGUUUAUCGGUGCGAUAGAUUUAACAGUAAAUAAAUACCCGCGCAAUAUGGCUAUUGUUUUAAAAGUAACGGUGUGGUCUUGUUCGUUCGAUUUUGAUGAGAAAAACUGGGUAUUGUAUGUUUGCUUGUUUUUUUGGAUCCAGUGUUCAGGAUUUACUUUGACUGAGAGAAAAUAAGCAGUAAAUAUCUAAUUUAAGAAAACAUAUUUUAUCCUAGUUUUACCUAUGGAAAGAAUUUUACAGAGCCGGGCACAAGAUGUUAGAUACCUAUGUAACACGGCAGAAAGAAAGAUUUUAAAUAUGGCAAAGAAUAAAGAUCCGAAGUUAAUUUUUCA